Daphnia magna is the source of this 2437-nucleotide messenger RNA. It is a transcript of the gene Fbw5, whose product is annotated as F-box/WD repeat-containing protein 5. Gene Ontology annotation, molecular function: protein binding. The record is from RefSeq and is a predicted model, not a curated record. Gene Ontology annotation, biological process: protein ubiquitination. Lineage: Eukaryota; Metazoa; Arthropoda; Branchiopoda; Diplostraca; Daphniidae. The transcript is spliced from 14 exons. Gene Ontology annotation, cellular component: SCF ubiquitin ligase complex; Cul4-RING E3 ubiquitin ligase complex. Bases 207 to 2207 code for a protein of 666 amino acids.
AUUAAAAGGUUUUUGUUUGUUUUCGUUCUGUUUUUUUAUAUAUCUACCUUAUCUUGUCGUUAAACUGUAAAAGAUUCGUCAUUCCAGUUUAUCGAAAAGGGAAAUUUUUCACCUGGAUUAACAUGUGUAUCCGGAAUAAAUGGGACGUAACUAGGCGCUUAUUACGUCUGUGUUAAUGAUUGCGUAAAACCGAAUUUUAAACUAAGAUGAACUCGAAAAAUUCUCCAAGUCACCUGCCUGAUCAUGUUUUACUGCAGAUUUUUCGAUACCUCAAAGCAGAGGACAUUCUGAAUCUCUCAAGUGUGUCUCAAACCUGGUACAGAGUAUCUAAAGAUGAACUAUUAUGGAAAUCUCUCGUGAAAAGAGACUGGAAUGUAAAUCCAACAAUUGGAAUAGCUCCUGGCCAAACAUCAUGGUUUAGCGAAUACCUAAGGCUAUGGCAACAUACACCAAUAUUAGAAACAGAAGUACUGAAGGGCCAUACCCAUCAAGUGCUUCAUGUCAGUUUUUCGCACAAUGGGAAGUAUUUUGCCACCUGCUCGAAAGAUGGUUAUGUGAUGCUUUGGGAUGCUGGUUACCCUGCAAGAAUCAAACAUUAUUAUGAUAUGAAAGUAUACAGUUGGAAGAACACUCAGUUCAGUCAAUUCAAUGAAUCAGAUACAUUGCUGUUGGUAUCAGGAGUUCAUUUUGGAAACCAUUCAAAUACAGGCGAAAUCGCUGUUUUCAAUCUUGAAGAGGAUUUUGUCAUCCAGUGCCGAAUGUCAAACAAGCCGUAUGAUUUUUUCGGUACGUGGUACAAUGACAAUUAUCUAUUAUCGGGUGAUCUGCGCUGGCUUGCCCAUCUCGUAAGCACGUCAGUCGUGUGGUUGAAUCGAGCGUCGCAAGAAUCAGACUCUGAAUUCACCUCCAUUAUGAACCGAAUGUUCAAGUUUUAUAAUAGAAGCGCUUCGUCUAUCCGCUCAAUCACGGUAGCAAACUGUCGUUCUUUACCUCAACGUCAGCCGACAUCUUCUUCGCCGACACCAUCGAACACGUCUGACGAUUGCUCCUCAAAUAAAAGUUGUCAUGAGACGGGAAAUCCAAUUUCGCAUCCCGACCUUCCAACAGCUGACACCAAGACAACAGACCGCAGUUCACGUAAAGAGGAAGACGUUUUUUUUCAUAACUCAACUGAAGGAACCUUAUGGCCAACUAACUCGGGUGAAUUUCAGUCUUGGCGACGAGAUUCGCCGAAUAUUACGGCCGCCAGUUUACUAUGUAAUACUUCCAGAAUGGGAAACAGGGAUUAUGAAACUAAAGAGGAAUCUAAAAGCGACGACGACGAAGUCGAGAAGGAAUCAACCAGAUCAGAUUCCCCAUUAGCUUGCUCCGGUGCUGAAGCUAGUUCCCAACGCGCAGAGUCAGAAGCUACCGACGAUGAUUCGGAGGAAGUACUGGAUCCUCGUGAAAAAUUCUUGAUUUUCACUAUGGGUUCGCGGACUUAUACCCCACAUCAAAUAGGUUUAAAACGAAUAUCUCCGUUUACAUUUUGUAAUCGGAUUGAUAUCGGCCCAAGUUUAGCUGAACGAGUUGCUAUUCAGAGGCAAGAACGGCAAGCCUUGGAAGAGUCAUUAGCUCUAGGAAUCCCUCCACCCGAACCCGUUUGGCAAGACUUUGAGGCUGUCGCCGAUCGAUUUGAUCCAAUUGAUCACGUCAUUGAUUUAAACGGCCAUAUCAUUGGAAUGUCUUUAUCUCCAGACCACAGAUAUUUAUACGUAAAUGUCCGGCCCUGGCCGCAAGGUUGUAUUAUUGAGAAUCCCCUACAGCCGCCACCCAUAGCCCAAGAGAUUGACAUUCACGUCAUUGAUCUAGUCACACUAAAGCAGGUCGGAUCGUUAUUACGGGCCCACCGGUCUUUCACACCUAAUGAUGAAUGUUUCUUCAUUUUUCUGGACGUCAGCAAUAAUUAUGUGGCAAGCGGUGCGGAGGACAAAUAUGCGUAUAUAUGGGACCGGCAUUACGGCGUCGUUUUGGCCAAAUUUCCGCAUCAAGAUGUCGUGAAUGCCGUUUCAUUUAACCCUAGAGAUCCAGAAAUUUUGAUCACUGCUUCUGAUGACUACACCUUAAAAAUUUGGCGUUCUCGGCAUCGAGCCCGCCAACUUAACCUGCCUUUGGUGGACUUGCCCGUUGGUAUGGAAUUUCGCCAAAGGUCUUCACUCUUGAAUUAGAAUACAUUUUAAAAACCUAAAUAUACUCAACGACAUGGCAAUGAAAAGUGGAUGAAACGGUUCGUUCUCCAUUGCUCAGAUAUUAUUUCUGCAUUGUCUGUAACUGAGGCAUUUAUUAACAAAAUUUCGCUUUCUUGUUGCUGUUUACGUGUGACCUCUUGUUAUAGUGCGUGUGUGUUUUAAGACAGCUCAAGAAAAAAGUAAAACAAAGGAUGAAGCAACAAACAUAA